AUGAGUAAUAUACCUGUAAAAUUAUUGAAUGAAGCUCAGGGACAUGUUGUCUCUUUAGAAUUGAGUUCUGGAGAAACGUAUAGAGGUAAAUUGGUAGAGAGUGAAGACAAUAUGAACAUACGAAUGAAGGACGUUACAAUAACAGGUAGAGAUCAAGGUGAAGUAUCGAGAAUGGAUGAAGUAUAUGUUAGAGGUUCUCAAAUCAGGUUUUUCGUGCUCCCAGAAAUGUUGAAAAAUGCACCUCUCUUUAAGAAUAAUACCAGGCAAUCUAAACCCGUACCACCUAUUAGAGGUCCUAGGAAAGCAGUCGGUAGAGGAUAG
This is a messenger RNA of Maudiozyma barnettii, 321 nucleotides long. It is a transcript of the gene SMD3, whose product is annotated as mRNA splicing protein SMD3. Gene Ontology annotation, cellular component: commitment complex; U1 snRNP; U2 snRNP. Gene Ontology annotation, biological process: spliceosomal snRNP assembly; RNA processing. The coding region runs from base 1 to 321 and encodes 106 amino acids. The transcript has a single exon. NCBI's taxonomy places the organism in Eukaryota, Fungi, Ascomycota, Saccharomycetes, Saccharomycetales, Saccharomycetaceae. The record is from RefSeq and is a predicted model, not a curated record. Gene Ontology annotation, molecular function: RNA binding.